AUGGCCGCACGAAGCGCCGCUCUCAAGGUCGACUGGGCCAAGAUCACAACGUCUCUCGGCCUGCGCGGCCAGACUGUGGCCAGUCUCCAGGCCUUCAAGAAGCGCAACGACGACGUCCGCCGCAAGGUGCAGAUGCUCUCGGAGCUCCCCACCACGGUCGAUUUCGCCCACUACCGCAGCGUGCUCAAGAACCAAGCCAUCGUCGACGAGAUUGAGAAGCGAUUUAAUGCCUUCCAGCCCGCCACAUACGAUCUCAACCGCCAGCUGAAGGCCAUCGAGGCGUUCGAGGUCGAGGCCAUCAAGAACGCCGAGGCCACCAAGGAGAAGGUCGACCUGGAGCUCAAGGACUUGGAGAAGACGCUUAAGAAUAUUGAGACGGCCCGGCCGUUCGAGGAUCUUACUGUUGACGAAGUCGCCGCGGCCGAGCCGUCGAUCGACGAGAAGACUGCGAAACUGGUGUCCAAGGGCCGCUGGGAAGUGCCGGGUUACAAGGAGAAAUUCGGCGACCUCUCUGUGCUAUAG
Molecule: messenger RNA, 522 nt
Organism: Canariomyces notabilis
Lineage: Eukaryota; Fungi; Ascomycota; Sordariomycetes; Sordariales; Chaetomiaceae
Product: mitochondrial ATP synthase
Exons: 3
Coding region: 1-522 (173 amino acids)
Biological process (GO): proton motive force-driven ATP synthesis
Molecular function (GO): proton-transporting ATP synthase activity, rotational mechanism
Source: RefSeq, a predicted model, not a curated record